This is a messenger RNA of Didymodactylos carnosus, 294 nucleotides long. Lineage: Eukaryota; Metazoa; Rotifera; Eurotatoria; Philodinida; Philodinidae. The record is from the annotation of a GenBank genome assembly.
AUGAUUAAUUUAAUAACAAUUGGAUCAUUAUGUCAAUUUUCCGAAGUAAAAAAUGAUCCAUUUGGUUUUGGUCGUUUAUGUUUAAAGGAUAUGAAUGAUCUUACAUUAGGAACAUAUAUUGAACCAAUAACAAGAUGUUUAUCAUCUGAAAAAAUACGAAAACGUUUUUAUCAAUUAUUAACAUCAGCUCGUAGUCGAGUUAUAAGAAAAGAGUCAAUGGAUUUAUUUAAAAAUUUAAAAAUGUUAUGGUCAAGUGGAGAUAAACGAUGUGGAACAGCAAUACAUGCCGAUUGA